This is a messenger RNA of Gossypium arboreum, 3531 nucleotides long. Its product is annotated as ubiquitin carboxyl-terminal hydrolase 15-like. Gene Ontology annotation, molecular function: cysteine-type endopeptidase activity; cysteine-type deubiquitinase activity. Gene Ontology annotation, biological process: protein deubiquitination. The transcript is spliced from 14 exons. NCBI's taxonomy places the organism in Eukaryota, Viridiplantae, Streptophyta, Magnoliopsida, Malvales, Malvaceae. The coding region runs from base 422 to 3388 and encodes 988 amino acids. Gene Ontology annotation, cellular component: cytosol; nucleus. The record is from RefSeq and is a predicted model, not a curated record.
UCUGAAUAGAGAGCAGACAAAAUAAAAUUUUUAUUAUUUGCCAUAAAAAAAAAAUCUUAAAAACUGGAAAACGAAAUAAUAAUGUGAAUGCAAAAGAAAGUAACAGAGAGAGAAACUGUUGUCUUUAGACUUACCAUCUGAGGAAUCAAAGAAUCUUUUUCAAGGAAAGGAAAACAAAAAACCCAAGUUUUCAAGAACCAAAAAAAAAAAAAACUGUUUAUUGCGUGUUUUUUUUCUUUGGGUUUAGAUUUGUUCUUCUACUUGCAUGAAAGAGAGGGUUUAAGUGGCAGUAUAUGGUUUUCAUGUUGUCAUUUUGCUACUGGUGUGGAAGUUGAUUUCAAUGGACUUAUAUAGUUUUUGAAGAAUGUCUUCUGGAUGGUAAAUUUGGGCCCAAAUUGGACAUGAGAAUGCUUGUGGGAACAUGCUUGAGCCAAGAGAAGCUGAUAUACCUGCAUUGUUUCUAGUCUUGGUGGUGCUUCCUCUGGUUACAUAUUUCUUGCUUGGGAAAUGGAGUGAGGUUUCAAAGAAACGAGAUAAGGUAAGUUUACUUGCUCAUCUUGCCGCUGAAGAAGCUCUUAGAGCAGAAACAAUGGCUGCUGCCAGUGUUAUUCCAGUUGUUCCUGUUCCGAAGAAGGGAUUGCAUGUGUGCGCUAGGUGCUUUGGUCCAUCUACAACUCGCUGCUCGAGAUGCAAGGCUGUUAGAUAUUGUUCUGGGAGGUGCCAGAUUAUUCAUUGGAGGCAAGUUCAUAAGGAAGAAUGCCUGCAGUUGGAGAGUGGAAGUGUUGCCUCAUUUGAAGAAUCUGUGCUACACAGUGACAACAUGGAUUCACGGUUCUUAGAGUACAUUAAUAAGCAGGCUGCUAAGGAAAAGACAUCUUCAGAUAAUAUAAAUCAUUGUCCCACAACCACCAGUUUAUUUGCUAAUGGGGAUUGUUCUACUAUUGAUACCUCUCAAGGCUGUGCACCAGAGAGAAGUGCUGAGAAAAGAGUUUCUCGUAAAUCCAAUGGAGAAGUGCUAAGAAGAGAGGAUGUAGCUAUAGUUGAUUCUUGUGAGGAGACCUUGAGAACUAGAACAACUAGUUUGACAAUUAAUAGUAUUUCUUCUAAAGAAGCUUUUAGAAGGCAUAAGUCAAGAACUAGUGGCUUUGUUGUAUCCGAAGAUGGAAUGUUAAAACAGCAAAAUCCCAAUGGCUCUAACAUGCUUAUUCAUGGACAAAAUGUAAGUACCGCCAUGCAUGACGGGCAUAAACAUCAAAGCCAACGUGGCAACAUGUCUGAACCAAAAAGCAACUAUGAAUUUGCUGGCCCACCGUAUUCCGCAAAAGGUGGGACAAGUGCACACGAAGCUGAAAAUGCCUUUGUCUGGAGCUCUGAGAAUAUAGUCAAUGGGGAAAAUGCUUUCAGUGGUAAAUCGGUAGAAUUAGAAUGUUCUGGGAUGGCAACAGCAAAAGAAUGCACGAAAAGUAGAAGUUCAUCGCAGUCUGUAGGGCCCAAAAUCUCUAAAUCACCUAAAUCAACAGUGAAAGUGUCUGGGGAACGAUUGCAUCCUGAAAUGGAGAGAAAAGGACAAAUUCCUGAUGAAUUAAAUGACAUACCGGCACCAGGAAUCAAUGGAGCUGCUAACACUGGCAUUAUGGAGAUGAUGGGUUUAAGGAAGUCAUCAAAGCUUGCUAGGCAGGAUUUUCCUGCACUCUAUGGCAAUAGACGUAAGAAGAUAAAGAUGCUGUUUCCUUAUGAAGAAUUUGUAAAUUUCUUCCAGUGUGAAGUCUUUGACUUAUCACCAAGGGGCCUUCUAAAUUGUGGGAACAGUUGCUAUGCAAAUGCUGUUCUGCAGUGUUUAACUUGCACAAAGCCUCUCAGCAUCUAUUUGCUACAUGGAUCCCAUUCAAGAAUCUGUUACAGGAAAGAUCGGUGUCUUAUGUGUGAGCUUGAACAACAUGUUAUGUUGUUAAGAGAGUGUGGUGGCCCCUUGUCACCAAGUAGGAUCCUUUCACACAUUCGAACUAUUAAUUGCCAAAUGGGCGAUGGAAGUCAGGAAGAUGCACAUGAGUUCUUGAGACUCUUGGUUGCUUCUAUGCAAUCUAUAUGCUUGGAGAGAUUAGGUGGGGAACAAAAGGUUGACCCCAGGUUGCAAGAGACAACAUUUAUUCAACAUACUUUUGGAGGGCGCCUUUGGUCAAAGGUAAAGUGUUUACGAUGUUCUCACGAGUCAGAACGAUUUGAAAAUAUUUUGGAUCUUACUUUGGAGAUAUAUGGUUGGGUUGAGUCACUGGAAGAUGCAUUGACUCAGUUUACAACACCCGAAGAUUUGGAUGGAGAAAACAUGUACAGAUGUGGAAGGUGUGCUGGUUAUGCACGGGCUAGGAAGCAGUUGCGCAUACACGAGGCCCCUAACAUCCUGACAAUUGUCUUAAAGAGGUUUCAGGAGGGAAAAUAUGGGAAAAUAAACAAGUGUAUCACUUUUCCUGACAUGUUGGAUAUGGUUCCUUUUAUGACUGGAACGGGUGACAUCCCUCCGCUUUACAUGCUUUAUGCUGUUGUGGUGCAUUUGGAUACACUGAAUGCAUCUUUUUCGGGACACUACGUGUCAUAUGUAAAAGAUUUGCUAGGUAACUGGUUCAGGAUAGAUGAUACUGAGGUACAUCCAGUCUCAAUGAGCCAAGUGAUGUCCGAGGAUGCAUACAUCUUAUUUUACACGAGGUCAUACCCUCGCCCUCAAAGAGCAAUAUCUGAAAAGAUCAAGCAAGUUCCUGCUAGGCACCUCGCAUCGAAAAUGGAGAAGCCUACACGACCAGCACAAAGUAAAUCCAGCAGCCAUUCUGUUGGCCCCAAGCUUUACCCAGAUACCAGGUCCGGAACUGCUGCAGGCUAUAUCAACCGUGACUCUAAUGGCAUUCUUAGGCAGAGUGCAAAUAGUAACAUUCACCGAGUGGUAGAGAUGUAUGCUGAGCCAUCCAACGUGGAGUUCUCUGAUGCUACGUCAAGUGAUUGGUCCCUUUUUACAAGCUCAGAUGAAGCUUCUUUUACAACAGAGAGUACUCGAGACUCUUUCAGUACUGUUGAUUAUACUGAUACAAGCAAUGGUGGAGAUCCUUUCUCAAUCUUCAAUAACUUGUAUACCCCAGAAUCAUCCUCUUGCAACACGGUUUCGUGCAGUAUGUUUUCAACUAGUAGACCCCAUACAAGGUACGUCUUAGAGGAGAAGGGUUAUGUUCUGGAUUCCUACUCUUCGGCACAACUUGUGAACCAAGACCAAGUAAACUUCAACCAGGUCUGUGAUUCUUUGACCGAUUUUUCUUUAGAUACCGAACAUGGCAUGUUUGUAAAAUAUGGGAGUAACCCGAAAAAUGCUUUCAAUAGAACUUCUUCAGCUCAUUGUGAAUGGUAGUUCAUGGAAUAUCCAACUGAUUGAAUAGUGACUUAGCCAAGUCUUGCCUCAAUUUUUGGUUUUUCAAUGGCUUUGUUGAUUGAGGCAUGUGGAUCAUAUGAAAGAACCCCAAAUGAAAAGGAUUAUUUCAUAUUUUCUGAAAA